UGCGCAGGAGGGCAAAGGGCUCCCGGGCGCCGCAGCGAGCAGAAGACGAAAGACCAGUUGCAUCCGACUUCACAAUGGCAUCUGAAAACAAGGCCACGAAUACUGGCCCGCCAAAGGCUGAAGAAGAGCUUCAAGUGAACAUAGUAAACAGGGUGGCCAGCUUGCCCUUUAUCAGCUCUGCCUACAACCUGGUCUCCUCUGCUUAUAGCUACACCAAGGGGAUACAUCCGUACAUCAGCAACAUCUGCAGCGUGGCAGAGACCGUGGCUGCCAUGGCAGUGGGCAGCGCAGUUGGUGGCGUGCAGCCAAUUCUAAGCCACCUGGAACCUCAGAAAUCAGUGGUGUCCUCCACUGUCAAUACUGCCAAGGAAGCUGCUUGUGGUGCAAAGGACAUUGUGACCAGCAAAGUGAAUACAGUUCUAGGGCGGAGCAGAGAGGCCGUCCAGGACGGCGUGGAGAUGACCAGUUUCGUGGUGACCAACAGCCUAAAUAAAGCCAAGGCAGCAGGCCAGCUGGUGGCGAGUGGAGUGGAUGCUGUGCUAGAGAAAUCACAGGCGCUGGUGGAUCACUACCUCCCCCUGACAAAUGAGGAACUGGUUAAACUUGCCAUAGCCAUCGAGGGUUUCAACAUGGCCUCCGUGGAAGAACAGAAACAGCGUCAGAGUUACUUCGUGCGCCUGGGUUCCCUCUCAAACAAAGUCCGCCACCGAGCCUACCAGCACUCCCUGAACAAGCUGCGGCUCAUCAAGCAAAACACCCAGGACAGUCUUUCGCAACUCCAGCUGGCAAUAAACCUCAUCGAAUACGUAAAACAGGGCGUUGGGCAUAAGCUUCAGGAUAGCCUGGAGAAGCUUCAACAGCUGUGGAUUGAGUGGAGCCGGACCCAGCCGAGCGGGAGCCCCGCUAAAGAUGCUUCCCAGCCUGAGCAGGUCGAGUCUCGUAUUCUAGCCAUGAUGCGUAUCAUCACCCAGCAGCUGCACCCUGGCUACGUGAAUCUGGUAUCCAGCAUCCAAGGCCUCCCUAGUGACAUCCAGGAAACAGUGCAACAGGCUGUUAACAACGUGCAGCAGCUCCACGCUUCCUUUUCCAGAGCUGAUUCCUUCCAGGACCUCUCCAGCAGCUCCCUGACCCAGAGCCAGGAGAAAAUGACAAAGGCCCAGGAGUCUCUGGAUGCCCUACUGGAGUACAUCUCACACAACACUCCCCUCAACUGGCUUGUGGGCCCCUUCUCUCCGUCAGUCAGAGCGACCCAAGAAGCCACAGAGGAGCCGAAAGAAAUUAUGAUGACAGAGAUGAUAUCAUCUGCACUGCAAGAGGUGGCUUCAGCACAGAAGAAGGUGGCUGAGGUCCCCAAGGCACCAGAGAAGGAGAUGGCUGUGGCACUGAAGGAGGAGGCCAAAAUACCUAAAGCACCAAAGGAGUCAAUGAAAGCACUGAAGAAGGCAUUAGAGGAAUUGACCAAGGCAUCAGAGAAGACGGUGGCUAAAGAAACAAAGAAAUAUCCUUGAAAUGUUCCAACUAUUGCAGCCAGCUUCCAUGGAAAGAACAGAACUUCCCUGUCGGUUUUAGUCACUCAUAUACCUGCCAGACCCAUCAAAGGGGUGAUUGCCUCUCUGCACCUACCCCUGACACACUAUCCCAUGCUCAGAGCUAAACAUACAGUCAGCUCAUCUAGCUGUAUCUUGCAGGAAACUCACUAACCAAAGUGGCUUGACUGUCUGCACCUACCGCUCAUGCCUUAUUUCUGAAGCACACUGUACUGAGGUGGGGGAAGGGGGGUUCUCAGUGUUGGCUGCAAGAGCUGCACGUCUGUGGCGGUCCAUGCGUGGAUUGCUAUGCCUAGCUGUGGACAGAUGUAGAGGAAAGCAGCCGUCUUGCAAAAAGUCAAGUAAUGCGCCCAAGCUGUGGACAGCUUAACACAACAAAACGAUGCCCUUAACUUUUGAUACUGUUUCCUCCUCUUAAUUGUUAUAGCUGUCCAUCAUGUACACUUCAAUAUACUACCCCUUUUCUGACUGUGCUGCUCCCUGCAGGGCUGAGACCAUCAACGGGACAGUCGGCAGCAGCUGUGGGUGUCUCCUUCCCAAGACCAUUUCCAAACCUUUCUUUUGCACAGAAAUAGUAUCAAGGGGAGAUUUUUUUUUUUUUAAAGUGCCAGUGUUCAAUGGGACUUGUGCUUCCAACAUAUUCGGUGCUUUUAAAAAUCCUACUAAAAAAACUAACUCUGUGCAUGUCAUAUUCACGCCAAGCACUCUGCAGCCAUUGGAAAAAAUGGCUCACAGCAGCUUUUCCAGGAGUUGCUUAGAUGGAUCCAACAUUGCCAUUGUCGUGGGAUUAAUUGAGUUAUACAGUGGGAAGGAUUGGUGCUGGUGUGUCUUGGUGAUCAACUCCUAGUGACUCCUUUACUACUGAUGCUUAUUCCAAUAGUCCCUCCAGAAACAAACUGCUGAGUUUUAAUUUAUGGAAAAAUGGCAACAUGGUCUUCAAAAUAAAUCUCAAUUGC
This is a messenger RNA of Terrapene triunguis (Three-toed box turtle), 2503 nucleotides long. RefSeq names its product perilipin-3. The transcript has 7 exons. The coding region runs from base 75 to 1508 and encodes 477 amino acids. Gene Ontology annotation, biological process: lipid storage; positive regulation of triglyceride storage. The record is from RefSeq and is a predicted model, not a curated record. Gene Ontology annotation, cellular component: cytosol; lipid droplet. NCBI's taxonomy places the organism in Eukaryota, Metazoa, Chordata, Testudines, Emydidae.